GAGACACGCCUUAUCGGACCCGACUUAAACCCAACUGGGGACACUCGGGCUCCACAGGAUGUGCUCAGGAAGAAUGAUUUGACCAGGUGCAAAUCCCCACUAGUCUUCCGCGUGGAUCAGGAGGCGAGCGUCACGUGGCGCCGGGGCGGGGCCUGUGGCCCCGCCCCCUAGAGGUCUUUUCCCGGACGCCGGAAGCGCUAGCGCGGAGCUUCUGAGCGGCUGGGCCGCGCGCCCUCCGCUAUGGCGACCAGGGCAAAGCGCCGGCGGGUGGCGGGGCCUGUGGGAGGCGACGCGGACCCGGACCCUGUGGCCGGCUUCCUGAGCUGGUGCCGGCGGGUGGGGUUGGAGCUGAGUCCCAAGGUGAGGAGGCGGGGGUGCGGGCCGACGCGGCUGGGGCGCAGUCCACCCCUGACCCACCGCUCCCCCUGCUCAGGUGGCGGUGAGCCGGCAGGGCACGGUGGCCGGCUACGGCAUGGUGGCCCGGGAGAGCGUACAGCCCGGGGAGCUGCUGUUUGCCGUGCCGCGGGCCGCGCUCCUGUCGCAGCACACCUGCUCCAUCGGCGGCCUGCUGGAGCAAGAGCGAGGCGCGCUGCAGAGCCAGUCGGGCUGGGUGCCGCUGCUGCUGGCGCUGCUGCACGAGCUGCAGGCCCCGGCCUCGCCCUGGAGCCCUUACUUUGCGAUGUGGCCGGAGCUAGGCCGCUUGGAGCACCCGAUGUUCUGGUGAGAGCCUUGGUGGGGGCGGGGAGCACCGGCCCUGUAGCCUCGCGGCUCGCUCCGCCCUGGCCCGGGGACCGGGCCACGAGCGCUAGUCCCGGUAGGGUGUGUGAAGGGAGCCUGGCUGGGGUGCCUCCUCGCAGGCCUGAGGAGGAGCGCCGGCGAUUGCUGCAGGGCACGGGCGUACCCGAGGCGGUGGAGAAGGACUUGGCCAACAUCCGCAGCGAAUACUAUUCCAUCGUAUUGCCGUUCAUGGAAGCCCACCCGGAUCUUUUCAGCCCCAGGGUUCGCUCCCUGGAACUCUACCACCAGCUCGUGGCUCUUGUGAUGGCGUACAGCUUUCAGGAACCACUGGAGGAAGAGGAGGAUGAAAAGGAGCCAAACUCCCCUUUGAUGGUGCCUGCUGCAGACAUACUAAACCACUUAGCCAAUCAUAAUGCCAAUCUAGAAUACUCUCCAAAUUGUCUUCGGAUGGUGGCCACUCAGCCCAUUCCUAAAGGCCAUGAAAUUUUCAACACUUACGGACAAAUGGCUAACUGGCAACUCAUUCAUAUGUAUGGUUUUGUUGAACCAUAUCCCGACAAUACGGAUGACACAGCUGACAUUCAGAUGGUGACAGUUCGUGAAGCAGCAUUACUGGGAACAAAAGUUGAAGCUGAAAGGCUCCUACUGUAUGAACGCUGGGAUUUCUUAUGCAAACUGGAGAUGGUAGGGGAAGAGGGAGCCUUUGUAAUUGGGCGGGAGGAGGUGCUCACUGAAGAGGAACUGACCACCACACUCAAGGUACUAUGCAUGCCUGCUGAGGAGUUCAGAGAGUUUAAAGACCAGGAUGGAUGGGGAGAUGAUAAAAGGGAAGAGGAGAGCUUGACAGUCACAAAUAUCCCCAGGCUGAAAGCAUCAUGGAGACAGCUGCUUCGGGACAGUGUUUUGUUGACCCUGCAAACCUAUGCCACAGACUUAAAAUCUGAACAAGAUUUACUAAGUAACAAGGAGGUCUACACCAAACUCAGCUCGAGGGAACAGCAGGCUUUGCAGGUUCGCUAUGGUCAGAAGAUGAUCUUACACCAGUUGUUGGAACUGACAAGUUAGCAGGUUCCCUGUUGCCUGAAAGACCAUCCACAAGAACUUUAUUCUAAGCUCGCAUUCAUUGAUGCUUGAAAAAAAAGGAAAAUCUGGGUCUUUUGCUUUUCCUUUAAUAAAUACCAACAGGAAAAGUAACAAAGGUGGUGUGCUAGGGGUAACUGAGAUAAGGGUGACCUGUUUAAGGACUGGGUACAGCGGACUUGCAGAUUGCUGUUACUAAGAUCAGUGAAUUUUACAGCUGUUUUGUUCUCAGUCUGAACCAAAGGUUAGAAGAAAUGUGAUAGUAAUAGGUUCCUGUUGUAGUCUAGCAUUUAAUAACGUGGACUUUGAAGGUAGACCUGGGUCUGUUUUGAGCAAGCAUCCCCCCACUCCAAGACUUCAUUUUCUGUUAGAGGGUAUGAUAUGGCACUGGCACUCAACAACUACUGUACUUCCUCAGGAGUCUGAAGUUUCCUCCACAUGGCACAGCCCACCGGUAAGGGAAGAAACCCUAAGCCACCAAUGACAUUCAAGCCCCAUUAAGAUUUCUGCUGUUGAGUCUUGAACUUUUUGUCCUCUGUGGCCAUAAAACUUGAGUUAUUAAGGUAUAUUUUAUUUUAAAUAGUGUAAAUUUUAAAAACUUUUUAAAACAGGUAUAUGUGGUAUAUUAUCAAAACUCCAUGGGGACAAAGGGUAUGAAAAAUGUUUUGUAAUUAUCUAACCAUAGAAACCUGAUCCAAUGAUUUUUCUACUGCUGAAACACUACAAAAUUCACUUCCUUGCUUGUUUCAAGAUGCCAGAUUCAUGUAAGUGAUCUACCAUGCAGCAAGAAGUGACGUUUCCCAUUGGCAACAGGCUCUGCGAGGCUGGGUUGUCCACUUUCCUCACCACCAGCACUGGCUGCUGCUACUACUGAGAAAGGCACAGUGGAGUCAUGUGUGUGUCAUGACUUUAAUGUUUUGACUACAGUAUGCAUACACAUACAAGUAAUGGGAGCUAGAGCCCAGGAACUAGAAAGGCUACAAAAUACAACACGUGGACCAAUACAUUUACAAAACAUUCAAAAUGCUUACAAAAGGGGCUGUAUUGGUCCUUUUGACUUUGUUGUUGUUCAACAUAGCCUAUAUAGGGCUAUUUACUGGGAUAAUGGGGAAGGGCAAUUCAUACACUAUUAGUUCCCUUUCCCACAAUUUACAAGGAUCAGAAGAAAGAAAGGGGCACUUUUAGGCCUGGUCCGGUUUUACGUUAUAAAAAGAGCUGACUGCAUCUUGCAGGGCCUAAGGGGGCAGGUUCUCCAGUAGAAAUGAGAAAAUGAUGCUCUCCCAGCAGUCGGCUUUAGAUUUGGGGAAGAGGCAAAACAAAAACCCAUGGGAUCUCAAUUGUGAGCUCUUCCCAUGUCCCCUAAGCAUACCAAAUAGUAGCACAUACACAUUUUUAACAACUUUGUGAUUUUCAAGGUCCCCUGUCCACAUUAAAAAAAUAAGUUACACAAUA
Messenger RNA from Leopardus geoffroyi (Geoffroy's cat), 3270 nucleotides. RefSeq names its product SET domain containing 6, protein lysine methyltransferase (gene SETD6). Gene Ontology annotation, molecular function: protein-lysine N-methyltransferase activity; protein binding. Gene Ontology annotation, biological process: peptidyl-lysine monomethylation. The transcript has 7 exons. Bases 241 to 1803 code for a protein of 520 amino acids. Gene Ontology annotation, cellular component: nucleus. The record is from RefSeq and is a predicted model, not a curated record. NCBI's taxonomy places the organism in Eukaryota, Metazoa, Chordata, Mammalia, Carnivora, Felidae.